CCUCUUCUUCAAUGGCGAUUCUCAGGUUUAGCUCUCUGCUUCGAUGCAGAAAAUGGGCUAAAAGCGAUUGGCUUGUCGCUUCCAUUGGAUGCGUCUUGAUCGUAUUCUUCCUCUCUUUCUUCUUUGAUACCACUUCAGAUUCCGUCCCCUCCGUUGACCGAUCUCCUCCCGUCGCAUCCCCAAACGUUCUGGUCAAACUGAAGCUGUCAAGUAAAGCACAAGAGAGAGGAGCCUUUUGCUUGGAUGGAAGCUUGCCUGGGUACCAUUUUCAUAGGGGUUCGGGAUCUGGCUCAAAUAGCUGGCUUCUUCACUUGGAGGGUGGAGGCUGGUGCAAUACAAUAGCGUCAUGUUCUGCUCGAGCAAUGACUAAAUUAGGCUCUUCGAAAUACUUUGAAGAUGAAGUGGCCUUUCAAGGAGUUUUAAGCAGUGACCCAUCUCAAAAUCCUGAAUUCUUUAACUGGAACAGAGUUAAGAUACGGUACUGUGAUGGUGCUUCUUUUGCUGGACACCCUGAAGCUGAAUUCAAGAACGAGACACGGCUUUUCUUCCGGGGCCAGCUCAUUUGGGAGGCAAUUAUGGAUGAACUGUUGUCGAUGGGCAUGUCAGAUGCCAAACAGGCUAUACUUACAGGAUGUUCUGCUGGUGGCUUGGCAACUCUUAUACAUUGUGACUACUUUCGAGAUCAUCUGCCAAAAGAUGCAGCUGUCAAAUGUGUUUCUGAUGGAGGCUUCUUUCUCAACGUGCCUGAUGUCCUUGGAAACCCUACAAUGAGAUCUUUCUAUCAUGAUGUUGUUAACCUGCAGGGCGUAAAUAAGAGCUUGGAUCGGAGUUGUGUAGUCAAAACGGAGCCAUCCAAGUGUAUGUUUCCGCAAGAAUUCCUUAACAACAUAAGAACCCCAGUAUUUCUUGUCAACGCAGCCUACGAUUUUUGGCAGGUUAGAGUUACCAAGCCAAGCAGGAGAACUUUCGACCUGUUUCCGUUUGAUUCAUGUAUGAUGUUGUACUUAUACAUAGCCACAUUUCAGAUUCAAAAUGUCUUGGUACCAGCUUCAGCUGAUCCAGAUAGAAGUUGGGCAAAGUGCAGACUUAAUAUUAAGGAAUGUGAUGCCGCACAGAUGAAAGUUCUACAUGGUUUUCGCAGCUCUCUGAUGGAUGCGAUUGGGAAAUUUCAUCAGAACAAAGUUGGUGGGAUGUUCAUAGAUUCCUGCUUUUCUCAUUGCCAGACAUUUAUGUCAAUGACUUGGCAUUCCCCAACCUCAACAAGAAUCGAAAAUAAGACAAUUGCGGAGUCUGUAGGUGACUGGUACUUCAACCGAAAACCAGUGAAGCUAAUCGAUUGUCCUUACCCGUGCAAUCCCUCUUGUUACAACUUGAAUUUCACCUGAAGUUUGCCUUCUAUCCUCCUCCAUCAAUUCCACUGCUUCUGGAUUUUCUUUUUUUCGGUUCUCCGGAAGCUUCUUCAUCCAAGCGAGCAGCCAUUUCCUCAAAAUUCUCAGUUCGAUUGAGUCCUAAAAGGAUUUAAUGUUCUUGAAGCUGGAGAUAUCAAAGGGGUAUUCACCUGCUAUGUAUUCUAAUGUAGUUGAUUGACUAUGCACCACGAGAGAAUUUGUUACAAAACUAAAGCAACACAAUUCACACAUUAUGCAAUGUAUAUACUGAUCGUAAUGUAUUUGAAACGAGGUCAAUUGUUUUUUUAAAA
Messenger RNA from Eutrema salsugineum, 1699 nucleotides. Its product is annotated as pectin acetylesterase 5. The record is from RefSeq and is a predicted model, not a curated record. Lineage: Eukaryota; Viridiplantae; Streptophyta; Magnoliopsida; Brassicales; Brassicaceae. Gene Ontology annotation, molecular function: hydrolase activity. The coding region runs from base 12 to 1385 and encodes 457 amino acids. The transcript has 11 exons.